AUGGAGACAGUUGAAGUAACUGCCCUGUGCUUCCCACAGCUCCUAAACACUUCUUGUGAAAAGACUGUUCGUCCUCUCUUUGACACUUCACUCAUUUACAUGGUGCUGUCGUCAAUCACUGUACUUACUACAGCUCUCAACCUCCUGGUUAUUGUCUCUGUCUCCCACUACAAGCAACUUCAAACCCCCACUAACCUCCUCCUCCUCUCUCUGGCUGUCUCAGAUUACUUGGUGGGUCUUGUCAUGUCCUUUCAGAUUGUCCUCAUAGACGGAUGCUGGUUUCUUGGUGACCUCAUGUGCAGUUUGCAUGUUUUUAUAGAUUACCUUGUUACUUCCUCCUCAAUAGGAACGAUGGUUCUCAUAUCAGUUGACCGUUACGUGGCCAUAUGUGACCCUCUGCAUUACUCCUCCAAAAUUACUGAACAAAGAGUUAAAUUCUGUGUCGGCCUGUGUUGGCUUUGCUCUGUACUCUACAAUAGUCUGUUGUUGAAGGAUAACUUAGAAGAACCAGGUCUAUAUAACUCCUGCAUUGGAGAGUGUGUAGUUGUUAUUAAUUAUGUUGUUGGACUCGUUGAUGUUGUUUUGUCUUUUCUUGGUCCUGUUACUGUUAUUAUUUUUCUGUACAUGAGGGUAUUUGUGGUGGCAUUGUCUCAGGCCCGUGCCAUGCGAUCCCACAUUACAUCUGUCCAAAUCCAGGCUUCAGUGAGUGUAACUGUGAAAAAAUCUGAGCUGAAAGCAGCCAGGACUCUGGGUGUUGUUGUACUUGUGUUUCUAAUAUGUCUCUGUCCUUAUUACUUUGUUGUCAUCACAGGCCAGGACACUUUACUUAAUACUUCUUCUGCAGGAUUCGUUAUAUGUCUUUUCUAUUUUAACUCCUGUCUAAACCCUGUGAUCUAUGCCUUUUUUUACCCCUGGUUUAGAAAAUGUCUUAAACUCAUUGUCACACUACAGAUACUGCAGCCGGGUUCCAGUGAGGCCAAGAUACUGUAG
Molecule: messenger RNA, 990 nt
Organism: Sphaeramia orbicularis (orbiculate cardinalfish)
Lineage: Eukaryota; Metazoa; Chordata; Actinopteri; Kurtiformes; Apogonidae
Product: trace amine-associated receptor 8a-like
Exons: 2
Coding region: 1-990 (329 amino acids)
Biological process (GO): G protein-coupled receptor signaling pathway
Cellular component (GO): membrane
Molecular function (GO): trace-amine receptor activity
Source: RefSeq, a predicted model, not a curated record